GUGACGUCACCAUCCAGAUAACUGAGGAAAGUAACAGAACCUCCAUUUUUACAUGGUUCUUUCUUCUAGCAGCCCGAGGUCAUAGUAUAUAACCUCUUUGUUGAUAUUCAUAGAGGUGAGCUUUCUUGGAACCGAGACAUCGAUUUUGCGCAUCCAGAGGCGUUUUAUUUGUGAACGAGACGAACUAAUAAUCAUGGAUUUUAAAUUAUGUCAUCGCUCUGGGGUGAGGUACGUGUCGAUGCUCAUUUUUUUCUGUGUGGCCGUCUCCGUUAUAUCUGCUGUUACACACUACUCAAUCCCCGAAGAGAUGGAACAAGGUUCCGUGGUCGCUAAUCUAGCAUUGGAUUUGGGUCUGGACGCAAAAUCACUGGGUAGACGCAACAUGAGACUGGAUGUCAUCGCCAAUAAGCGAUAUCUUGAAAUCAAUAAAGACACAGGAGAGUUAUUUGUUUCUGAAAAGAUUGACCGCGAAUACAUAUGUAACAGCAAGAAUCCAUCGUGUUUUCUUAAAAUGGAUGUGACGAUCGAAAAUCCAAUUCGUCUGUUCAACAUUGAGGUUGAAAUAAUGGACAUCAAUGACAAUGCGCCUUUUUUUCGUAGAGACACGAUGCAUUUAGAUAUAUCCGAAUCGACCUCGCCAGGGGAGCGCUUUUCCCUACCUAAUGCUGUGGAUCCCGAUUUUGGUUCAAAUUCAGUAAAAAAUUACCAUCUUAGUAAAAAUCAACACUUUGCGCUUGAAAUUCAGACCGGGAGAGAUGGUUCAAAGUUUGCAGACCUGAUUGUGAAAACAUCUUUAGACAGGGAGAAGCAGGCUGUUCAUAAUCUAAUACUCACUGCUGUGGACGGUGGAGUCCCCACCCGCACAGGUACAGCCAGCAUCAUUGUUCGCGUGCUUGAUGUCAACGACAACGCCCCUUCUUUUGAAAAAGAAAAAUAUGUCGUAGAUGUGAUGGAAAACUCUCCAAUUGGCAGUCUAGUAAUUAAACUGAAUGCCACUGAUUUAGAUGAAGGAUCAAAUUCUGAGAUUGUUUAUUCAUACAGUUUGUAUACAUCAGAAAGGACACAAAAGAUGUUUAACCUCAAUCCAGAAAAUGGUGAGAUCAGAGUCAAAGAGAUGAUAAAUUAUGAAGAUUUAAAACUUUAUGAAAUGGAAAUUAUAGCCAGUGAUAAG
Messenger RNA from Pundamilia nyererei, 1171 nucleotides. Its product is annotated as protocadherin-10-like. Gene Ontology annotation, molecular function: calcium ion binding. The annotation marks the transcript as partial. The transcript has a single exon. Gene Ontology annotation, cellular component: plasma membrane. The record is from RefSeq and is a predicted model, not a curated record. Gene Ontology annotation, biological process: homophilic cell-cell adhesion. NCBI's taxonomy places the organism in Eukaryota, Metazoa, Chordata, Actinopteri, Cichliformes, Cichlidae.